Molecule: messenger RNA, 1257 nt
Organism: Austrofundulus limnaeus
Lineage: Eukaryota; Metazoa; Chordata; Actinopteri; Cyprinodontiformes; Rivulidae
Gene: manf
Product: mesencephalic astrocyte-derived neurotrophic factor
Biological process (GO): neuron projection development; dopaminergic neuron differentiation
Cellular component (GO): endoplasmic reticulum
Source: RefSeq, a predicted model, not a curated record
UGUUAUUACAUCGGAGCAACGAGCGACGCAGCCACCAAGAUCGUCAACGAGGUGUCCAAACCCCUCAGCCACCACGUCCCAGUGGAGAAGAUCUGUGAGAAGCUGAAGAAGAAGGACAGCCAGAUCUGCGAGCUGAGAUACGACAAACAGCUGGACCUGACCUCCGUGGACCUGAAGAAGCUGAAGGUGAAGGACCUGAAGAAGAUCCUGGAGGACUGGGGCGAGUCGUGCAAAGGCUGCGCCGAAAAGUCCGACUUCAUCCGUAAAAUCACGGAGCUCAUGCCCAAAUAUGCUCCUGCAGCCGCCAAGGCACGGACAGAUCUGUGAGGAGAGCGUCCAGAAACAAACUGUGGGCUGGAGACUACACAGGCUGUCCUCCUGAGGAGGAGGAGGAGGAGGAGGAGGAGUUCAUCAGCGGCUCACAUUCAGACACUUCUGCUGUUGAUGCUGUGUUUUUAAAUAAACCUGGAGGAAACCUUUCAUUAUCGUCCAAAUCAAGCUGUAACAGUUCCUCCUGCUGACGGAGCGGCAGGAGGAAGUCCUGCAGGACCUCCACACAUCAUGAAAUCUGUUGUUUUCCUCUGUUCAGUUGGACACGUGUGUCUAACUGUUAAAGUUGGAUGAGUUCAGGAGCUCCACCUCCACCCGGGUCCUGUUUUCACCUGCAGUCGUUGGUCACCUGUCAUCAACCAGAACCUAAACUAUUAAACACGUUUCAUCACUUUCUUUAGGAUUUAUGACUUCUUACAUCUGCUAGAUUAAAACUCCAUUAAAAACAAAUUCUUUCCAACUUCCUGUGAAUGUGAGAGGCUUUUAUUUUGAAAGGUCUCCUGGUUGAAUUGGGUUAAAUGGUCUUGUUUUCUGUUAGAUCUGGGUGAGGAAGCUGCUGCUGAUGUUAAACAUGAAAUCACAUCAGAUUCACUCUAAAACAUCUGAUAAACAUGAUGUAAGUUUACACAAACAGGAAGUGAUGUAAUGCAGCUCUGCUGUACUUCCUGUCUGCUAGCUGCCAAUAGGCAGGAUUUAUUUGAAAAUAAAGGCCUUAAAGGUGACUCUUUCAUGAUCAUCAGGCCUGAUCAGCUGUUUAUCAUCUGGACUAAAAGGGUUUGAAAAGUAAUUUUAUUUAAAAUCAGUUUUAUUUCUAUAAACUAAACGGGGUAGCGGUAAAUGUUUUCGUAUUUAACUGAUGUAAACAAGUACUUUAUGAUUAAAUAUCUGUUGCUGAAGCUGGGAAAUGAAACCUUGAUUUUAAAACUG